Cutaneotrichosporon cavernicola is the source of this 714-nucleotide messenger RNA. RefSeq lists its product as uncharacterized. Bases 1 to 714 code for a protein of 237 amino acids. Gene Ontology annotation, cellular component: nucleolar ribonuclease P complex; ribonuclease MRP complex; nucleus. NCBI's taxonomy places the organism in Eukaryota, Fungi, Basidiomycota, Tremellomycetes, Trichosporonales, Trichosporonaceae. The record is from RefSeq and is a predicted model, not a curated record. The transcript is spliced from 3 exons. Gene Ontology annotation, molecular function: nucleic acid binding. Gene Ontology annotation, biological process: tRNA 5'-leader removal.
AUGGACACGAACGCAUCCGCCGGGCCAAGCAGGCCCCGCGCACCCCAUCCCACCCACCGACCCAAUAAGUUGCGGCCGCCUGCGCCGCCUGCGCCGCCUGCUCAGUCGAAACAGACAUUGCCUACCAAGAUGCUCCUGGGUCAGGGGUUGCGGCGGACGGAUACGCAGCGGCCGGGGUUUGGGCGGGAGACAAUCUUUGUCACGCGCAAGACGAGUUUGGGGAGUCUGUUGGGGCGCGCGCGCGGCCUGGUGUUGGAUGAAGGACUCUCCCACAUCACGCUGUACGCGCUCGGUGCAGCCAUCCCACACGCUCUGCUGCUGCUCCACGCGCUCCUCGACGUGCUGCCGUACCCCGCCGGCCCAAAUGGCGUGUGGUACGAAAUGGAGACCGGGAGCGUUGUGUGCACAGACGAGGUGAACGGCGAAACAGAGGACGAUUUACUUGGCCUAGGAGCAGUGGAGGAGGACAUGCCCGAAUUGCGAGACCGAACCAAGUCGUCUCUGCGUAUCGAGGUUCAUGUUUCGCCAAAGGACGCGCCUGUCGUCAUCCCUGCACAGGCACAGCGGAAAAAAGCCACGCCGCGGGGCACGAUGGAGGCGCCUAUUCGAAACCGGGGGCACAACAAGCGGCGCGCGCGGUCCAAGGCCGCUGUGCGUGCGGCGCGACGUGAUGCGGCUGCAGCCGCUAAUGAGGAGGACGCGAUGAAUGGAUAA